This is a messenger RNA of Vicugna pacos (alpaca), 198 nucleotides long. RefSeq names its product defensin beta 134 (gene DEFB134). Gene Ontology annotation, cellular component: extracellular region. Gene Ontology annotation, biological process: innate immune response. The record is from RefSeq and is a predicted model, not a curated record. NCBI's taxonomy places the organism in Eukaryota, Metazoa, Chordata, Mammalia, Artiodactyla, Camelidae.
AUGCCCCUCCUCAUUGUGUUUGUGUUUCUAUUCUUCUGGAAUCCAGCCCUGACAGGCUUGAAUCCAUUGUAUUCAGAAAUGCACAAGCGAUGUUAUCAAAACGGUACCUGCAGAUUUGAGUGCUACGUAAGUGAAAUGUUAGUUGCCUACUGUAAGUUUCAGCUGGAGUGCUGUAUCAAAGGCAACCCUGACCCCUGA